Molecule: messenger RNA, 3358 nt
Organism: Manihot esculenta (cassava)
Lineage: Eukaryota; Viridiplantae; Streptophyta; Magnoliopsida; Malpighiales; Euphorbiaceae
Product: outer envelope pore protein 16-2, chloroplastic
Exons: 8
Coding region: 342-869 (175 amino acids)
Cellular component (GO): chloroplast outer membrane
Molecular function (GO): amino acid transmembrane transporter activity
Source: RefSeq, a predicted model, not a curated record
GGUGAUUUUUUUUUUCGGACAAAGAUGAAUAGUUUAGUUGAUGCAUCUAUAUUAUAUGGAGAAAUUAGCCGAGAUGACAAGUGGUCGAAACUGGAAUCGGAGAUCCCGGCCAAACUCGCCACCAAAUUCGAAAAAUCGUUAUUGGAGCAGACACGUAAUCAAGGUCUUUGAAACACGUGUCGUUUCUUUCCCUCUCUGCUCAUAAGCAAUUUUCCCUUCUGCAAUCGGCUAUAGCUGGGCACCACUGUUGUUCGGUUUCUGAUUGCAUCUCUUGAUUAGAUUUUUCUUUUGCUCGUCUCAGCUGUAAUCGUAUUAUCCAGAGAAAAGGUAGAGAGUGAAAAAUGAGUUCAUUGCUGGAUGAAGUCCGCAGAUUCGAAAAGGAGUGCUUCUUCGACCUUGGCCACCCUCUCCUCAACCGCAUCGCUGAAAGCUUUGUCAAAGCCGCUGGGGUUGGAGCAAUUCAGGCGGUUUCCCGCGAGGCUUAUUUCACUGCAAUUGAAGGUAGUGGACUUGAUUCAAAUGGUGUCCCGCCAGAGCUUUCUGCCUCUAGUGAUUCCAAGAAGCGCCACCGAUUCCCUGACCUCAAAGGAGAAACUAACAGAAAGUCUCUUGAAGCCUUGGUAAAGAGCACGGGAAAAGAAUCCUUACAGUGGGGAUUGGCUGCUGGGAUGUAUUCAGGUCUUACUUAUGGACUGAGAGAGGCCCGUGGAGCUCAUGAUUGGAAAAAUAGUGCAGUGGCUGGAGCAAUAACAGGUAUGGCAUUGGCACUUACAACAGAUGAUGUUUCCCAUGAGCAAGUAGUGCAAUGUGCGAUCACUGGAGCUGCAAUUUCCACCGCUGCAAAUCUUCUAACUGCUGGGAUAUUCUGAAGCAGGAAAUGAAUCUCAAAAUGCAGCAUGCGGCUUAAUUUCUAAUUUAAUAGAUAAAUUAUUGCCUACUGUCCUGAGCAUGACUGCUUUGAUUUCCCUCUGUUAACUGAUACUUUUAUCGUGAACCUACCGCCUUGUUUUUGGUUAACGCAAGAUGGUUUUAUUUGUAGAUGAUUCUGAAAUAAUUCUAGUUUGCUUAAUCUUAUAUCUUUUUGUUAAAAUGUUGAACUUAAUGCGGUAAACAAUCCAUCUUGAGUGAGUAUGAGCACCCUGUUUUCUCCGGCAAUAUUACUAAGGUGACAAAACACAAUAGCGUACUAUAAUCUACGGAGUCGGAUGUUUGAUCGGAAAUAAAGUUCUUAUUUAUUUAUUAGGAUUAUCCAUUUUCUUGUUUUCUAGUUUCAGUUUCAGUUGUUACUGGAUAAAAAAAAUAUAUGGAAGAAUCGAGUUAACCUAUAUAUUUGUAUCAAAAAAAGGAAAAAAUAGCAUUUCAAACCGAUCGAUCGAUCGAUUUCGGCCUUUCAUUGAAUUGGAUGAGGUCUAUGACGGUUCCCUAUUUGAUGAAUAUGGCUCCAUUUAGCAAGACUUGUUUGACAGAUUUUGUUCCAAAUUUGAUCAGCUGUAUUUGGUUUGGAUUUUCGAAACGGACUACUAUGCUGAAUAAUGGAGUUUUAUUUUCUUUCAAUCGUCUUUUUUAAUCUGUAUUGUUCCAGAAAAAUUUUAUCAUUUACUCAUCCGAACACUCUUUAUGAUUAAAAUAAUUUAAUUGCUUUUCCAAUAAACACUUUAUUUUUUAAGGGUUAUCGUAAUUGAAUUAUAAAUUUUUUGAAGAUUGAUAUAUUCUCCAUGCAUUAAAAAAAUAAUAUAUACUUCACAAAACAAAUAUGCAAAUGGAGGCUACUCUAGGAGCCCAAUAUUAUGAUUAGAUACUAUAGGCCACUGUAUAAAUAACCCGUUUUGUCCAGAAAGACUCCCUCGUUUAAAUUUUGGGCCUAGUUUUGGCCCAUGAAGAAUUAGUCCGUCACGGUUUCGCCGCGCAGAGGGGCAAAAGACGAGAAUCAAGAAUCGAAGGCCUUAUGCUCGCUGGGAAUCAAAUUUCUUGUCCUCUUACUACAAGCUAAAUUCUUGGAUUCGCCACCGGCAUAAUUACCCGAUCUUGAAUUAGUCAAGGUUUUAUUUUCCCCUAGAGGAAUUUCGUCUGCUGUUGUUAUUAAUUCUAUUCUUCUUCUUGAGAAAAUCGAAGACUCAACAGUAUACAGAACAAUUCCUGGUUAUUUGUGGAAUCACUGUAUCUACUAGUUGCUGAUAUAUGACCGAUUAAAUUAACUUAUGAAUGCAAUGUGUAAGGGACCGGCGCUAAAUUGUAGGUUGCCGUUGCUGUUUUUGGGUUGAAGAUUGUGGGUGUUAGGGUUUUACAUCAUGUCAAGUAAGAAGGAAGAGAAAGCUCAGGCUGCGGCCGAUAGGAUCAAGGCUGCAGCACUGUGCUGCAAAAGGUCUUAGUCGUGCCCAGGCUGAAAGGGCUGCAGCUGCUGCUGCCCGAAAUGUCAAUGCUUAUGGGCAGAAGGAAGAAGGGCCUAGCCGAUGGCAAGAGAAAAGGGAAGCUAAACGGCAAAUGUACUUGAUGAGUACGGAAAAACAAGUGAGAUUGGGUGAAAGAAAAGACCUCAAAGUCUACAAUGUCCACUGCUGGUGGUACUGCUCAGUGUCAGAAAUGUUUUCAAACAGGACACUGGACUUUCGAGUGCAAGAAUGAGAGAGUUUAUGUGACACGACCCUCAAGGACACAGCAGCUUAAGAACCCUAAGUUGAGGAUGAAACACUCUCUCCCUUAUGAUUUGGAUCACCCGGAUGCUAAGGAGGAGAAGGGUAAAUUAUCUAAGAAAAGCAAGAGAAGCAUAGAUCAGAUUCUGAUUCUGGCAGUGAUAGUGAGGCUUCAGUUUUCGAGAGUGAUAGUGGGUCUUCUUCCAUGACAGAAGAGCAGAAUCUUCUUCAGAGGAAGAGAGUUCAGAUUACAGCUCAUCCUCUGAUUAGGAGGAAGAGAGGAUGCGGCGAGGAAGAAGAAGCAGAUAAAGAAGGAGAGGCGUAGGAGGUAUAGCUCAACUUCGGAGUCCUCUGAUUCCGAUUCAGGUUCAGAAUCUGAUCAUGAAGAUACGAGCAGACGAAGGAAGCGGAGGCACAGCAGAAAGCGCUAAAUGAGUUGGUUAAAAGCAGACUAGAUCAGUGAAUCAUAUUAGCUUCGCAGUUUUAGGCAGUCGUCUUAUGCAGUUGGAGCUUAUCGAAUGAGGGCAAAAGUAAGUUUUAACGGAUGUGUACCUUUUUAUUCCUUUUGCUUAGGUCUUGCUUUGUGAUGUAAUACUUCUUUAAGUUCUCUUAUCCUUCUCCGUUGUAUCAAAAGAAAAUGUAGUUCUCUUAUGACGUUGGACUUAUUGUUGGUAUGAUGGUGGAUUUUCCUAUAUUAAUGAAAUUGAUUUUGCGAAGUUAAGCAGGAA